This is a messenger RNA of Acanthosepion pharaonis, 549 nucleotides long. The record is from the annotation of a GenBank genome assembly. Lineage: Eukaryota; Metazoa; Mollusca; Cephalopoda; Sepiida; Sepiidae.
AUGAUAGCAAAUGAAAAUCUAUCUAUCUAUCUAUCUAUCUUUUAUCUAUCUUAUUCUUGUAUAUCUGAUCUAUCUAUCUAUCUAUCGCAGUAUCUCUUCCUAUCAAUCCAGCUCAGUCCAUUAUCUAUCUAUCUAUCUAUCUAUCUAUCUAUCUAUCUCAUAUUCUCUCUCUCUCUCUCUUUCUCUCUCUCCCUACCUCUCUAUCUAUCUCCUCUCGACGUAUUUCUGCCUUGCCCUCUCCCUCUGUUUGUCCGAUGUGUUCUCAGAGGGAUAGGUAGAUUACCUCUCUCUCUCUCUAUCUAUCUAUCUGUCUGUGUGUGGGUGUGUUUUAAUGUGUUAAUGUCUCUUCACAUAUUUCCCCCUUGCUCUCUCUUCUCUCUCCUCCCUCCCUCUCUCUUCCUCUCCCUCCCCCCUCUCUCUCUAUCAGAUAGGCUCUCAGAUGGACAGAUUCUAAAUCUGGAACUCGGGACUGCUUCUAGAUAUGAAGUUAUAUUUUUUUUUCUUCUUUCCAAAUUUUCCAUUUUUUACUCAUCGCAACGAAAGUACUGA